This is a messenger RNA of Nymphaea colorata (pocket water lily), 399 nucleotides long. RefSeq lists its product as uncharacterized. Gene Ontology annotation, biological process: intracellular manganese ion homeostasis. Gene Ontology annotation, cellular component: membrane. The transcript has a single exon. Gene Ontology annotation, molecular function: iron ion transmembrane transporter activity; manganese ion transmembrane transporter activity. Lineage: Eukaryota; Viridiplantae; Streptophyta; Magnoliopsida; Nymphaeales; Nymphaeaceae. Bases 1 to 399 code for a protein of 132 amino acids. The record is from RefSeq and is a predicted model, not a curated record.
AUGGGAAACAGUGAGAAUAAGGACGGUUCUGAGUCAGCCAAUCCCCACGGUAAGGAUGAACACCACAACUCUGUGGGAGAGUACAUCAAGUCAGCUGUUUAUGGUGGACUCGAUGGGCUUUGCACCACCCUCAUCAUCGCCAUUUCCUCUGUUGGAUCCGGCGGUACCCCCAGCACGGUUUUAGCUCUUGGAAUAGCCUCCAUGAUCGGUGACGGGCUCGGCAUGGCCGUAGCAGAUUAUCUCGGCACGAAGAGUGAUGAUGAGUAUAUGUUGCAGGAGGAAGCUAGGGAGAGGAGGGAAAUUGAAAAUGACUUGGAGGCGGAAAAAGCGGAGAUGGUACACCUCUACAACGAAAUGGGACUGGAGCCAGCUGUAUCUGAGGAGAUCGUGCAAUUUUGA